Messenger RNA from Medioppia subpectinata, 1349 nucleotides. The record is from the annotation of a GenBank genome assembly. NCBI's taxonomy places the organism in Eukaryota, Metazoa, Arthropoda, Arachnida, Sarcoptiformes, Oppiidae.
UGAUAUCUAGUGGUAAUACUAGUGUUGUAUUGAGUGUAGAGUAUGUCAUAUGACUAAAAGUGUUGAGUAACUCGACUCCCACUCCAGUCUCGCAACAGUACAUCACUCGACACACAAUACACACAACACUACUGGCAGUCACUGCAGGCAUCACUUCUGUGGAAGUGAGCAAAGAAUCUGAACCCUUGGAAAUGGACGAAGAGGUGGCCGUUAAGGAGAAAUUGAAUCCCUCAGCGGAUCCGCAGCCGUCGAUCGUGAAGUACACGGCGGCCAACGAUAGCAAGAAUGGCGAAGCGGUGGUGGAUGUGGACAAUGGGCUGUCGGGUGCGGUCGGCAUGAGUAAGAAGGAGCUGUUGAAGUACGCCAACGACCCCUUUUGGGUCCGCCUUCGCAUACACAGUGAGUCCAACCCCUGCCAAACAUAUCCAUCUCUUGUAACCACAAUAUCUGUUGAUUUACUUAAGGAUAAGCCAUUUGUGGUGAAAGACGCCCACUUUGGCCACUGUAUGACUCGAUGGACGCCCGAGUAUUUGGCGGACAAACUAAAGGAUAUAUCGGUUUCUGUCCACCAAUCAAAUGAUCCGAAACUGAAUUUUAUUCGCAAAAAUUUUUCCUACAAAACCAUGUCUUUGAGUGAAAUGAUUGACAAAUGUCUUAACGAUUGCCAAAACUAUUAUUAUUUACGAUCCGUUGGUAACGAUCGUCGGGCCAGAGAUGUGGCGGACAUAAGGACUCAGUUUUCGUCCAUUUCGGACGACUUAACGAUUCCGUCGUUUUUAUCAAUGAAUGAGAAUAGAGACCAAAUGCAAGACUCGGCUCAAAGGCGUCUGUUUUCGAGUGUGUUUCGUAUUUCAUCCAAAGGUUUAGUUCUUUGGACGCAUUACGACAUUAUGGACAACAUCUUAGUUCAGGUGAAAGGAUCCAAAAGAGUGGUGUUGUUUCCGCCCAACGAUUGUCUAAACCUAUACUUAGAGUCGGAUAAGUCUCGAGUCAUUGAUAUCGACGAACCCAUCGAUCAAAUGAGAGACAAAUUUCCACUCUUUUUGAAUGCAAGGCGUUAUGAAUGCAUUCUAGAAGAGAGUGAAUCCCUAUUCAUACCAUCGCUUUGGUUCCACAACACAACAGCUCUUCACUUCAGUAUUGGAAUGAAUUUCUUCUGGAAAGACAAACAAUUAGCCGAAGAAAAUCUUUAUAAUAAAAGCGAUGUUUACGGCAAUAAAGACUUAAACCCAGCCAUCGAUGCCUUCACUAAUUUAGACAAAGCUCUCAAACAUAUCGACAAAAUGCCCAAAAAGUUUAGAGAUUUUUAUCUUAGAAUUUUGAUUAAUAAAUUGCAAAACAAAUUAACU